Messenger RNA from Chelmon rostratus (copperband butterflyfish), 1864 nucleotides. It is a transcript of the gene slc35f2, whose product is annotated as solute carrier family 35 member F2. The coding region runs from base 149 to 1288 and encodes 379 amino acids. Gene Ontology annotation, biological process: transmembrane transport. The record is from RefSeq and is a predicted model, not a curated record. The transcript has 9 exons. Lineage: Eukaryota; Metazoa; Chordata; Actinopteri; Chaetodontiformes; Chaetodontidae. Gene Ontology annotation, molecular function: transmembrane transporter activity. Gene Ontology annotation, cellular component: membrane.
GCUAGAUUGAUUCACUCAGGGUGGGAACUUGACCCGCGUGGAUGGGAAUUUGGCAAAAAGGAGCGAUUUUGACUUAAAAAAUCACCGCAGAUGGUGGAUUUCCCACACCUGCCAUGACUGAAGAAGAAAACGUUUAGCUCUCAAAGAUAUGGAGGGACGUGAAGAGGAGAGACUGUGUGGGAAGUGGAGGGUCACCUGUGGGUUAUACAGUUACAACCUGAGGGACGUCUUUACAUGGCGUCUGCUGAAGACCAUUCUCAUGGGGCAGUUCUUGUCCAUGCUGAUCUGCGGGACAGCGGUGAGCUGUCAGUACUUGGCCGAUGCCGGGGUGGAGACCCCCGUGCUGCAGAGUUUCCUCAACUACGCCCUGCUGCUGCUCGUCUACACGACCAUCCUCAGCGCCCGCAAAGGUGAGAGGAACAUCCUUCAGAUUUUAAAAACCAAGUGGUGGAAGUACUUGGUGAUGGGUGUGGCAGAUGUGGAGGCAAACUAUGCAGUUGUGAAGGCCUAUCAGUUCACCAACCUGACGAGCAUACAGCUGCUGGACUGCUUUGUGAUCCCAGUGCUGAUGGUGCUUUCCUGGUUCUUCCUGAAGACUCGCUACAAGCUGGUCCACUUCAUAGCCGUGGUGGUGUGUUUGUUGGGGGUGGGGGCCAUGGUGGGAGCCGACGUUCUGGCUGGAAGAGCCCAGGGAUCCAAGAAUGUCGAUGUCGUGCUGGGAGAUGGUUUGGUCCUGCUCAGUGCUGUCCUCUACGCUGUGUCCAAUGUGUGCCAGGAGUACACGGUGAAGAACUUAAGCCGGGUCGAGUUCCUGGGCAUGAUGGGCCUCUUUGGGACCCUCAUCAGUGGCUUACAGUUAGCUGCUCUGGAAACUCAAGCUGUAGCUGCAAUAAAGUGGGACCUUCACAUUUCCGUGUGGUUUGCAGUCUACGUCCUGUUCAUGUACACACUGUACAGCUGCAUGCCGGUCGUGGUGAAGAUGACCAGCGCGACUGCGGUCAACCUCUCGCUGCUCACCGCCGACCUCUUCAGCCUCUUCUGUGGCAUCUUCCUCUUCCACCACACAUUUUCGACCCUGUACAUCGUCUCGUUUGUCGUCAUCACUUUGGGCUUUGUCAUGUUCAACGCCGUUCCCACGUACUCUGCUUUACCGGAGUCUGGCUCCAUUGAGGACGACCCCGCUGAAGUGUCAGCUGAUCGCGUGGUUGAGAGCUCCUCAGACCACCUGCUGGCAGGUGACAGAGACACUCAGAAAAGUGAGACGCUCACCGCUGUGGCUGCACUGUGACUGAAACUGACUGAAGAGAGAGGCGGCCUCUCUGUUGUGAGAGAGGCUUCACGUUGCGACAGAAGUACACGUUUUCUUGUACUGUACUGCUACAAAGUUUGCUUGUUAUGGACAUUUUGCGUUUUCAGUGUCAAAGAACAUGCAUUUUUUCCAACUACGCCAUUACAUUACUUGUGGUGGGGAUUUUUAAAUUCUUUUCUAUAUUACGUCAUUUUGUAGAGAUAUUUCUUUACUAACAGUGAUCAAUUAUCAUCUGUUACUGCACUUAUAGUCAACGUGUUAAACACAAACAAUGCACCAAUAUGACUGCUAACUACAUAACUCAGUUACUUGACAAUCCUUUCUCAUUUUUAAAUUAAUAUAUUUGAUAUUUUACAAAUACAUUGCUGUUUUUUUAACCACUGUAUUGUGUCAUUGUUUUGAUUUUGAACACAAGCCGUAAAGCUUUAUUUUACUUUUGUUGCCUAUGAUGCUGUUACAAGUUUCAAUUGAUAAUGUAAGAAAUAUACUGUAAAUCAUUCUUUACCCUGGAUUGCUAAAAGUAAAGCAUGUUAACAUGCAGGAGGACCUUUACUU